Molecule: messenger RNA, 1776 nt
Organism: Leptomonas pyrrhocoris
Lineage: Eukaryota; Euglenozoa; Kinetoplastea; Trypanosomatida; Trypanosomatidae
Exons: 1
Coding region: 109-1776 (555 amino acids)
Source: RefSeq, a predicted model, not a curated record
GUUUCAUUUUGUUGUACUCAUUUCCAGAAAUACACAACAGGCCGAUCAAAACGACAAGAAAGGCGAGGAGACUCUCUCCAUCAAGCACCUCCGUCACGGCACACUGCAAUGAUCCCGAGAUACGACGGACUUGUCCCUGCCAUUCGCGGCCCGGCGUCGUCGUCAACUCCGACCACGAAUACCAAGAAUACAAUCCCCACCACGGUUGCGCGCUACGUGAUGCACCCCGCGUCGACCUCAACAGCUGCUGCUCCUGGUAACACCGGUCGCGAAAACACCAGCGGUGAGCAUGAGCGCCGGUUGUACACAUUUUUGCCAUCCGCCGACGUUUCUGCGCCGCCACGGCAGCUGCGUGUAGCCUCUUACUUCUUCGGCGACACCGAUCCGUCGUCCUCCGCCGCGGCGAGUGGACUUGCAGCUGAGGAGGAAAGCAGCAGCAGCAGUGACGAGGAUGGGGAUGACGAUGGCGCCGACGCAGAGGGAGAGCAGCAGCGGCAGCAAGUCCGAAGCGCCCCUCCGAAUGCAUCUGCCCCGGCUUCCAACACACACGCGUCGCACGGCAAGGAGCGCCGACGCCGCCGUCGCGGACGUGAGCCGAUGCGACUGGAGUAUCAAGGCAUCAUGGACGUGAAGCCCGUCACCGCAACGUCGGACCGGGUUGUCAAAAUGGCCUCAACGCCCUCCGCUGUGUACAGGCAUUUGACAUGUGUGCUCAUGGAGAUGCCCACUGCAUGGCGAGACACGCGCAGCGACGGCGCAGACGGCGCUGAAAAUGGCGAUGAAGCUCCGCGUGCGACGACCUCCUCGCGUUUGGUGCUCUCCACCGUUCUCGCGCGACCAAUUUUACAGCUGUGGGGAGAGCGGAAGGAGGCGAGUGCGGCGGCCGACGGCAUGCGCGAUGGCACUGGUGCCGCGACGGGGAUCUCUAAGAGCUGGUACUCAGAGCAGUCCACCCGCAUCAGCAAAAAAGACUGGAAGACGAUGGACGCGGCGGAGGCGGAGGCGCACAAACCGACAAAUUGGUCAGACGACGACGGUGGCGCUGAGGAAGACGGCAGCGGCAGCGGUGGUGCGGAGACGGCGUUAGCGGCGCGGGAUCGAAAGCGGGCGAAGGCGGAGGCGACCGGGCGAGCUGUGCGAGAUUUUUUGGCUGGCACGAAGGAAGCACUGCGGCAGCAAAGUGGCGUGGGGGACACGGACCUUCUUCGACCAAUGGCAACCACGGCGAUGCCACCACCAGCAUCGUCGCCGGCAGUGGCAGCCGCCAGUGGUGCCUCUAUCAUCACGGCGAAGGAAUGGGCAAAGGAUGAAAAUACCAACCAAUCUGUCGGUACGGUGAGACGAAUCGUCAAAGCCGCGGCGACCCCAUCGGACGCUUCAGCACCGCUGACUGCGACGACGGCAGUGAAUCCGAAGACACCGGCUCCCGUCGCAACUGUCUCGAUUCCUAGCAGCAACAUCACUGAUAGCAACACAGCCACAAGCAACGAACUGGAAUCAAGCGACGCUUCGCUGGCGUUGCCGGUGCUCGCAGCGGCCGUACUUCGUGAAGUGCGGCUAACAGAAGCUCGUGAGACGGCCCCACUCAUGGAACUGCAGAAGCGUAUCCUCAAACAACUGCCCGACUUUACUGUGAUGAGUCAAAAGAUUAAAGCGCCGGAAACGAAGCAGGAGGCGGUGGAGUGGUUUCAGACGUGCCGGCAGGAGCUGCGCGUGUGGCUGCAGGGUCAGGGUCACGUGAUCGCGUCUGACGGCACCGUGACGUUUGGAGGAUAA